Messenger RNA from Fulvia fulva, 1032 nucleotides. RefSeq names its product Ubiquinone biosynthesis O-methyltransferase. NCBI's taxonomy places the organism in Eukaryota, Fungi, Ascomycota, Dothideomycetes, Mycosphaerellales, Mycosphaerellaceae. The transcript is spliced from 4 exons. Bases 1 to 1032 code for a protein of 343 amino acids. The record is from RefSeq and is a predicted model, not a curated record.
AUGCAGCUUCUAGCCAGCAUCGCUUCUGCACUGUCCUCGCACUGCACUGCACUGUCCUCGCACUGCACUGCACUGUCCUCGCACUGCACUGUCGAGAUGUCCACCGUGAAUAGCAGACACAACCCGCAAUUGGUGAAUGGCGACCAACACGACCUCCACCAUGGCUACAACGACGACAACAAGACCGCCUGGAAGGCAAUGGCCACCCACUGGGAAGAGUACCACUCGGAGAACGACAUGGACGGCAACGACAUGUUCACCCAGUGUCUCCUGCCUGUUGUGCAACAGCUAUCGAACAUGCCCGCGAAGGGCGCAAAUACUACCUGGUGCCCGCGAGUCCUUGAUCUGGGCGCAGGCAGCGGCAUUAUCGCGCGCAUGAUGGCGAGAGAGGGCGCUCACGUUACCGGACUUGACUACUCACACGAAAUGAUGGACAUGGGCCGGAGACGAGCUGCCAAGGAGACUAAUUUGAAAGGAAGUAUCACCUAUGAUCUGAUCGAUCUAACGGAUUAUGAGGGCAUGGCAAAGUUCAUGCAGAGCCACGACCGAUACGACAUUGUGACCAUCAGCACAACGUUGAAGUCAUUACCAACUCUCGAGCCACUCGCGAAAGCUCUACCUCUUAUGAUAAAUCCUGAGGGGCGCAUCGUCGUGGUUGAUCUUCAUCCUGCAUUCUCGAAGCCUGCGGGUCACCGUGGCAUGGAGAUCUACGAAGAUCCCAAGACUGGCAAGCAACAGCUCAGCACCUACAUCAAAGUGCCACGGUACUUGAACAUUCCACCCACCAAGAGUGAGGCCGUACGCGGUCAGCCAGAGCCACUUUGGGUAUUCCACCGACCGUUCGGAAAGCUCAUCGAGCCAUUCUUCCAAAACGGUCUCAUCCUGGACGCCAUGCGCGAGCCAGCAUUUGAGGGAGAGCCAAUGCCAUCACAGGCACAAAACUACCACAACUUCCAACAAACCCCCAUGCUUCUAGGAUUCCGAUUGCGACUGGCAGAUCGUACUGCAGUACCAAAGGCAACAGUAAGCUGA